Molecule: messenger RNA, 6463 nt
Organism: Suricata suricatta (meerkat)
Lineage: Eukaryota; Metazoa; Chordata; Mammalia; Carnivora; Herpestidae
Gene: ADGRB1
Product: adhesion G protein-coupled receptor B1
Exons: 32
Biological process (GO): engulfment of apoptotic cell; adenylate cyclase-activating G protein-coupled receptor signaling pathway; negative regulation of angiogenesis
Cellular component (GO): postsynaptic density; dendrite; plasma membrane
Molecular function (GO): G protein-coupled receptor activity
Source: RefSeq, a predicted model, not a curated record
GACGCGGGGCCCGGGGCCGAGCAGUGCGCCACGCUGGUGCAGGGCAAGUUCUUCGGGUACUUCUCGGCGGCCGCCGUGUUCCCCGCCAACGCCUCGCGCUGCUCCUGGACGCUGCGCAACCCGGACCCGCGGCGCUACACGCUCUACAUGAAGGUGGCCAAGGCGGCGGUGCCCUGCGGCGGCCCCGGCCGUGUCCGCACCUACCAGUUCGACUCCUUCCUGGAGUCCACGCGCACCUACCUGGGCGUGGAGAGCUUCGACGAGGUGCUGCAGCUCUGUGACCCCUCGGCGCCCCUGGCCUUCCUGCAGGCCAGCAAGCAGUUCCUGCAGAUGCUGCUGCGGCAGCCGCCCCUCGAGCGGGGCUCCCGGCUGCCCGCCGCACCCCAGAGCCCCGGCCACGACUUCUCCGUGGAGUACCUGGUCGUGGGCAACCGCAACCCCAGCCGGGCCGCGUGCCAGAUGCUGUGCCGCUGGCUGGACGCCUGCCUGGCGGGCAGCCGCAGCUCGCACCCCUGCGGCAUCAUGCAGACCCCCUGCGCCUGCCUGGGCGGGGACACGGGCGCACCCGCUUCCGGCUCCCUGGCCCCCCGUGGGGACGUCUGCCUGAGGGAUGGCGUGCCUGGUGGCCCCGAGAACUGCCUCACCAGCCUGACCCAAGACCGGGGCGGGGACGGCGCGCCAGGUGCCCUCCCGGGUGGCCCUCUGGGGGCCCACCUGCGCGUCCCCAGGCGUGGGGCUGUAGUACGCCCUCCGGAAGAUCUCUGUCAUGUUCCUCAGGACGUCGAUGGUGGAGAGAAGGUCCCCACUGUAGCUGGUCCCAUCCUGGGAGAUCUCCACCAGCGUCUGGAUGACCUCGGAGACCCCCUCCCCGGGCAGCCCACGCUGAGCCUUCGCCAGGUGCUCCCGGGUCUGGGGAGACGGAGGGGGUUGGGGGCCAUGAUUCUGCAGGGUCCAUCGAGGCGGGCCGACAGUCCCCACACUUGGGCCUUUGCAGCCCCCGACCAGCCGUGGGGGCCCCAGGGCCAGGUCCGAGAUCACAGUGCCAAAGUUGUCCUCGUCACAGAUCUCGUGGGGCUCUGCCAGGGGCCGAGGUGGUGGGUGCGGGAGGGUGUGGGGUGGGGGACCGUGAGCGGGCAGCAGCCUCGGGACGGCCACGACACCCCCGGAACAUGCGCCGUCCCGAGGCUGUCCCGGCGAAGCGAAGCCCACCCCGCUGCCCAGGGCCCCCCAGAGCCCCGCCGCGGCAGGAGGACCCUCACCAGGGCACCGCUGGGCGCUGCACUGCCGGUCACGCUGCAGCCGCCCCACGACGCCCAGGCCUGCCACUUCCCAUCCACUGCAGGCCACAGCCAGGCGCGGGGCACGCAGAUGGCCACAAGGUCCAGCAGCCACAGGGGACCAGGGGCCCCGUGGCUCACGCCCGUCAGCCCCCGGACUCCCACACCUCCCGGGGCCCACGCCGUGCUCUCUGUCUCCCUCUCUGUCUGUCCCUGCGGUGUCCGGGCUGUUCCCUCUGCCCCAGUCCUCAGCAUCCAUAAGCUCCCGGCCAGCGGAGCCACAGACAUCAGCUUCCCCAUGAAGGGCUGGCGGGCCACCGGCGACUGGGCCAAGGUGCCAGAGGACAGGGUCACUGUGUCCAAGAGUGUCUUCUCCACGGGGCUGGCAGAGGCUGACGACUCGUCCGUGUUCGUGGUCGGCACCGUGCUCUACAGAAACCUGGGCAGCUUCCUGGCCCUGCAGAGGAACACGACCGUGCUGAACUCCAAGGUCAUCUCAGUGACCGUGAAGCCCCCGCCUCGCUCCCUGCUCACACCCUUGGAGAUCGAGUUUGCCCACGUGCACAACGGCACCACCAACCAGACCUGCAUCCUGUGGGACGAGUCGGACGUGAGCCCAGGUUAUGUGGCCAAAUCCCACCCUCUCAGCCACAGACCCCCGUCCCCCGCUCCGGAACCUCAGCAGUGUGGCUCGGGGCCCCUCGGCCGCAGCCCCCUCCUAGCCUGGCCCCGUGGCAGCGGCGAGGGCCUGCAGAGUGGGGGUGUCAGGGAGGGAAAGGGGUGCUUGCGGAGCUCCGUUCAGGAGGAUGAGCGGAGGCUGAGUGCAGAAAGGACGGGCGAAUGUGAGCCCUGCCCCAGCGACACAGUGGGUGUGGACGUGGCCGAGAGCGUAGCAUCCAUGGCGACACAGGGAGGGGAGGCUCUCGGGACCUGCCUGGUAGAAUGGGGUCAGCACCGUGUGGCACAUGGCCGGCCGCCGUCUCCUCCCUCCUCCUGGAGCCUCGCUGUCCACCUCCCAGGCCCACCGGUGCCACCGGCUGCCAGGGCUCUGUCCAUGCCGCCCUGCAUGGGCAUUGGCCCUGCUGCACCUGUACCUGAUCAAGGUACCCGCCAGGGCACCGCCCUCACACAGCAGCUAAUGGGCGGCAGGAGGCAGGGGUCUGACCUGCUGUUGUGGAGCCAGGACAUACCCAGCGAGUUGGCGCUGUCCUCACCCUACUCCGGGGGCCUGUGGGAGAAGGGCCUCCCUAGCUGGCACUGUGGCCUGUGGGGACUGCUCGUGCCCAGGGCCUCACUGCAGACACCCCGGGAAGCAGGGGGCGGUGGGAUGGCCCUGAGGUGGCCCACGUCACGGGCCCUCAGGAGCGAAGGGAACGGGGGACGCCUGGAAGCGGGCACCGAGGAAGCCUGCCGCCUGGUGGAGAUGGGGGCCGCCAGCCAGCGUCUGUCACCCGGGAGACGUGCGGAGGUGACGGCAGUUGUGGCCGUGAUGCCAGCCGCGGAGCUGGGGGGCAGGGUCCUGGCCUGCCUGGGAGAGGGCGGACCAGGAGCUGCCGCCUACCUGGGGGACCGUCCCCAACCUCCCCAAGUAGACCUGGGCUCUGGAGGCAGCGUGGCCCCAGAGCAGCUGAGGCUGAAGAACAUGGAGAAGGUGAUCGUGCCGUCGGUGACGCUCAUCGUGGGCUGCGGCGUGUCCUCCCUCACCCUGCUCAUGCUGAUUAUCAUCUACGUCUCCGUGUGGAGAUGCCAGCUGGCCUGCUCCCCAGCCAAGUGCCUGCCCUUGGGCCCCGCAGCCCCCAAGUUCUGUGUCCUGCCACACAGAGGUGCCAGGUCUUCUCUAAGCCCAGAGUCCGGUCUCAGGGCGAGAACCUCCACAGGCAUCCCCAGGCCACAGGGCCGCAGCACGGACCCUGGGCCACUCCCCCUGCCAAGCAGGGUGCGCUGCCAUGCCCCCGGCCCCACAGGCCCUCACCCCCUUCCACCUCCUGUCCCCUCCCCUUACUCCAGCCCCUCAGGGGCUUCUGGGUCACACUGCGCACCCGCCUCACCCACCUCUGGGGCUGGAAGGAGGCAGAGGGCGGACAGGGCUGGGAUGGUGGGCUCACCGACUCCCUUCCGUUCUGGUCCUUCCUCAGGGCUCCCUGCGCUGGUCGUGGCCAUUUCUGUGGGAUUCACCAAGGCCAAAGGGUACAGCACCAUGAACUACUGCUGGCUCUCCCUCGAGGGGGGACUGCUGUAUGCCUUCGUGGGACCCGCCGCCGCUGUUGUGCUGGUGAACAUGGUCAUUGGGAUCCUCGUGUUCAACAAGCUGGUGUCCAAAGACGGCAUCACGGACAAGAAGCUGAAGGAGCGGGCAGGAACACACCGUCCCCGACGCCCACCUCAGCAGGCCCGGGGCCGCACACCUGUCAGAGCACGCGGCCAUCGGGACGCGGCGCUGGCUCCAAGCGGGGCACUGUUCCACUGGCUUCCUGCAGUGACCCCUCGGGCAGGUGCUCCUGUCCCACUCUGGCUCCGACAGCCCAGCCGCAGCCGGAGGCAAAGACCCGAAGGUUCUGAUGUUGGACCAGCCCCGUGGGCAAGCUCCCACCACAGCCUCCCUGACACGUACGUGUCCAGCCCAUCCUGCGUGUCCACGCUGAUAUCCUGGGGACUUGGAGGAGUCCCAGGGCAGCUCGAGGCCAGCACAGGGCCGGUCGCCUCGCUGGGGCGUGAGCGCUGGCCCCACCUGGGCUCUGGGCUCCGGCCCUCGGCUGCCCGGCCCUCGGCUGCAGGAAUCCUGCACCAGGGGCAGCACAUGGUGGCCCUGAAGCGUCCGCUCCCUGAGGUGGGGGCUCUGCUCGCCGCGGCCCCCAGCACGCAGAGCAGGCAGCCCCGGGUGAAGGUGCCCGGCCUCUGCUCCUUUGUGCCCACCGACCAGCACACCCUGCAGGGACAGGCCACCUCUCCCCUAGCGGCUCCUCCCUGCUGUCGCGCUCUGUGCUGGCCGCCUGGGUGGCCCCUGGCACGGAGCCGCCGGCCCCGCCCUUCUGAAGAGCCCGUGGCCAUAACGGGUGAGGUCUGCGUUCAGUGCCACCACAGAUGCACCGUCCCAGGGCCCUCGGGACGCUCGGGUGGAGCGCCUCCAGGGCAGGAAGGGAAGCGGAGGCGUGUCACUCGGGGCACCCACGCUCGGGGUAUGGGCUCCGGGCCCCUCCUCAGCCUGACUGCCCGAUCUCACGGACACACUGCCCCCGGGAGGGAGGCAGCGCCUGCUCAGUGGGCCCGGAACUCCCUGGAUUUGGAAUUUUUAUACGGCAAAGGGCACAGAGAGAAUCUCAGAGGCGGGAAGGGCGGCUGGCCCCUCGCCUUCCCGCCCUCCUGCCGGGCAAGCAGCCCAGGGCUGCCAGUGACUGCUCUGCUCUGUCCCCAGGUUCAGGACGCCGUGAAGUGCCGCGUGGUGGACCGGCAGGAGGAGGGCAACGGGGAUUCGGGGGGCUCCUUCCAGAACGGCCACGCCCAGCUCAUGACUGACUUCGAGAAGGACGUGGAUCUGGCCUGUAGAUCAGUGCUCAACAAGGACAUCGCAGCCUGCCGCACGGCCACCAUCACGGGCACGCUCAAGCGGCCGUCGCUGCCCGAGGAGGAGAAGAUGAAGCUGGCCCCCGCCAAGGCGCCCCCCGCCCACUUCAACAGCCUGCCGGCCAACGUGUCCAAGCUGCACCUGCACGGCUCGCCCCGCUGCCCGGGCGGCCCCCUGCCCGACUUCCCCAACCACUCCCUGACCCUCAAGAAGGACCGGGUGCCCAAGUCCUCCUUCGCUGGUGAUGGGGACAUCUUCAAGAAGCUGGACUCGGAGCUGAGCCGGGCCCAGGAGAAGGCCCUGGACACCAGCUAUGUAAUCCUGCCAACGGCCACGGCCACACUGCGGCCCAAGCCCCCCGAGGAGCCCAAGCACAGCAUCCACAUCGACCAGAUGCCCCAGACCCGCCUCAUCCACCUCAACAUGGCACCUGAUGCAGGCCUCCCCGCCCGCAGCCCCCCCUCCCGCCAGCCCCCAGGGGCGGGGCCUCCGGAGGCACCCCCCGCCCAGCCACCCCCGCCCCCACCACCCCCACCCCCACCACCCACCCUGGAGCCAGCGCCCCCCAGCCUGGGGGAGCCCGGGGAGCCUGCUGCCCACCCAGGGCCCAGCUCGGGGACCGGGACCAGGAACGAGAAUGUCACCACCUUGUCCGUGAGCUCCCUGGAGCGGCGGAAAUCACGAUAUGCAGAACUGGACUUUGAGAAAAUCAUGCACACCCGGAAGCGGCACCAGGACAUGUUCCAGGACCUGAACCGGAAGCUGCAGCACGCAGAGAAAGACAAGGAGGUGUUGGGCCCCGAGAGCAAGCCAGAAAAGCAGCAGACGCCUAACAAGCGGCCCUGGGAGAGCCUUCGGAAAGCCCACGGGACGCCCGCGUGGGUGAAGAAGGAGCUGGAGCCGCUGGCGCCCUCCCCGCUGGAGCUGCGGAGCGUGGAGUGGGAGAAGUCGGGCGCCACGAUCCCGCUGGUGGGCCAGGACGUCAUCGACCUCCAGACCGAGGUCUGAGCGGGUGGGCGGCGGCCACGCACCGGCCCGAGGAGGGGAUGCUGCCCCCGCCCCGCCCCGCUCCCGCCGCAGGACGGGCACAGACACGCUCUCGGGCUGCGGGCCAGGCCCGCGCCCCGGCCUCAGGGCGCUCGAACGGCGGCCAGGCGGAGGCCCGCAGUGCUGGGACCAGAGCCAGAGGGGACAGGAGGCACCGGCGGCCCGGGUGGGCACAGGGCUCCAGAGGCCCGAAGGUGCCUCAGACUCUGCCCUCCUCCAGCCCGGCGCCGGCGGGCAGGCGGGCGGGCAGCCGCGGACAGUGGCAGGGCCGGUGCGGCCAGCAUCCCCAGGACGCCUGCCAGAGCUGCCACGGCAGAGGACCAGCCUGCUUGGCCCAGCUGGCCUGGCACCAUUUUUUAGACACCCCUACCCUUCGGGAAGCAGCCAGCCCCACACCCACACACCUUUCCAGGGCCCGGGGCCCCUCCCCAGACCCAGGUGGAGAGCACAGCCCUCUCUCCCACCUGUGCUGACCCCAGGGGCAGGACUAGAAGCCCACUCCGGGAAGAAGCAGGGGUGGGGAAUCUAUUUUUUCUCUCCUUUUCUUUUCUUCAAUAAAAAGAAUUAAAAACCCACA